AUGCAGCAGCUGAAAAAAAAGAAUGUCAAAGUUCUGACCGAAAAAGUGCUGCUGCUCCUCAACCGAGGAGACGACCCCGUGUGUAUGUUCAAGCACAUGCCGCCCGCGCCUCACGCCGUGCUCAAGUUCCUGCAGGAUGUCUUCGCCAGUCAAGAGACGGCCGACAUCUUUUACCGCACCGACAUGAUGGUGAUGAUUGACAUAGCGGUGCGGCAGAUCUCUGACCUUUCACCCGGAGACAAGGUGAGCUGGGGAGACACUAAAAAGUGCAUAAAAUCACUAUGAUAAUUCCCGGGCCCUGUGUCUUAAAAUCGACUCAGAAAUGUUAUGCUAUUUGAAAAAGAUAACAAGUUUUUGUCUCAUGCCAAGCUAGUGACUUAUUAGUCAGUCUCAAGCUUCAAAGUC
Molecule: messenger RNA, 405 nt
Organism: Hippocampus comes (tiger tail seahorse)
Lineage: Eukaryota; Metazoa; Chordata; Actinopteri; Syngnathiformes; Syngnathidae
Product: NCK-interacting protein with SH3 domain-like
Exons: 2
Coding region: 1-285 (94 amino acids)
Biological process (GO): endocytosis
Molecular function (GO): Arp2/3 complex binding
Source: RefSeq, a predicted model, not a curated record